GACACUCAACACGAAAUGACGAACUAUAUUUGCUGCCAUUACUGCUCCUUCUGCUAAAAGAUAGUCUCAAACUCGGGUAACAGAACAGGACACCAAGGCAAAGGUUGUUCUGCUAGUUAGUGGCCUGGCUGGGUAGUAACGAGAAGAAAAGGAAAAUGCGAAAAUGUGCUGGUUUUCCUCCCCGUUCUGCCCGAAUUCGGGUGGAAUUGUUCCAAUUUCAAAGCUUUUACUUGCCAGUCACUCAGUACCGUUGGCUUUGGUGAGUUGAGUGAGACGCGCUGCUGGUCGUUCGUGGGUCGACUAACGUACCGGAUGGAAAAUCUUAUCGAAUUUCUUAAUCAAUAUUAAUAUUAUCUUGGUUCAAUUUUUCUUCAGUUUCCUCAAUUCCAAUUUCCUGUCAUUAUUAUAAAACUAAAGCGUGUUACAUACAAGAGCAUAUUUCGUCUGUGGUAGAGAAAAGUGGUCAAGUGCGACGUUCCAGACAGAAGUUUGUGACAGGAGUUUGAGAUUUGAGACAGAUUUCGUGUUCUUUCCCACUCAUGAAACACGGUACAAAUUAAUCCGAAUUUAUCCCAGAGAGAGAGGAAGGAUAUUGAUUUCCGCGUUACGUGUGCACCACUCGUAGAAGUGGAUUCUUUGUAAUUUAUUACAAUUAUUGUGAAAAAUAGAGCUAAUUAAUUGGGGACCAUGCCAGGGUCUCGUCGUAUGUAAAAGUGACAUGUAAAGUGGACGUGGGAUUCAUUUCGUUUUCUCGCUACUCCCAUGAGGAUAAUGCACACAAGUGACAAGCAAUCCUUCUCUGAUUAUCCAAUUCGCUAGAUUGGGUUGCAUGUGCGCCUGCAUUCGGACAGAAAAAUACGCAAAUAAUCGAAUCGCAUAAUGAACUUUGGAAUAACUAGUGGUCGUAUUUCGUGUCAACCUGCAGUUCUGUCCUAGCUGUCCUUGUCCUUCUACUGUCAUUUUGAAAUUAGAAAUCAUCUUCCCCCCAUAAAUUAAAUACUAGCAUUUGAAAAAUGACUUUACUUUCUCCAAUCUAAAACUCAUUUGGGUGGAAAAAUAUGAUAUAAAAUCUUCAAUAUUUUACAAUACUCGUUGAUUAAAAUUCUCUGGAAACCUUCCGAAGGGUAAGCAGUCAAAAUUGCGAAAAUGUAUCACUUCCGAACCAUGCGGGGAGGGGGAGCGUAUGUCCCCCCAGAUACAAGUACAGGGCUCUCCUGGAGUCAGAGGCCACCUGAAUUGCCACGCUUCACGUGCGGUCUUGCCCCACAAACGUUGGUGAAAUUCUUUGCAGCUGUGGACAUCGCGAAAAAUAUUCUGGGGGCGGUCGUCUUUGUGUAUUUGUAUUUCAAGUUGAGAAAUGCUGACAUUGAGGAAUUAAAGGACGAGUAUUCGAACAAUCUGGAUAUGCAGGACUAUCUCAAUUUCCCUGAAUGGCAACAAAAAGGCAUCCUUUUUACUUUUGUGCUCCUUUUCACACUUGCUCUCAUAUUCUCCAUCAUUUUAUACCGAGGUGCAAGACAAGCAAACUACUCAAAACUGCGCAUCUGGUUCCUCUACCAGCUCAUGUCGUUAAUAACCUUUAGCGCCGUGCACAUCUGGAUGUUUAUCCAUGGCUGGCUUCUGCCCGAUCGACCGAGAAAACUGACGGGUUCUUUGUUCCUCAUCUUUUUUAUGAAUUACUUAUGGGCUGGGUAUUCUCUCUACAUUUGUUAUCUGCUGAUGGUCGACAUCUCAUAUUUUGCUACAAGUUCCGUGAACAAUUCCCGGAACGGGAAUCUUCGCAUGUACCAGCAGCAAACGGAACAGUUCAGAUAGUCGAAUAACCAGGAUUGAUCAUCACAAAUACAAUACAACAGUCUCCAACCAAAUAUCUGACAAGAGGAGGAGGAAAGCGACACGUGUGAAGUGAAUGUCAUCAUCAUCUCAUCUCAGCGUCUCAGAAAAGUAUAGUACAUAGUCCCCGUUUUAUUACGUAUGUAUGUUGUAUGUACCAUCUACAUAACUACCUGUUUCCCAGUUACCGUUCUUGGUUGUCGUGGUAGCCUGGAUGUCGUGACCUUUACAGUUUUACACAUGUAUAUGUAUGCAGUUCGUAUAUAGAUUGAGUGCAGUUCAUGGAUUAGACUCCCGUUUCGAUGAUAAUGUCAAAUGUCAAUGUCGCGUGUGUCUGAAUGUCUGUCAAUGAAAGGUACAUAGCUGCUACGUAAAUAUGUACGUACGUAUAUCUUGAAUUGAGGUGCAUGUCCGCCACAGGUACACAAUUCUCGGUGACAUCUUUCACCACUUACUAUGUAUGUAAAAUAAUUUCGGUGUUGUCGUAAUAUUUUACUCCCAAAUCAAUGUCUUGAGCUAAUUAUUGCAUGCGUGUCGUCUAUAUCGGUAUAAAUAUGUGUUGUGUUGUAUUGUAUGUAUCGUGUCCACUAGUCAGUUCGUUCUACUACUCGAUAAUUUAUAACUCUCUAUCGGUUAUUAUUUCUAAAAGGAGCGAACGAUGACAUGAAAGAGGAUGAGAUGAUUGCCCAUCAGUUAUCAUCAAUCCAUAAUAAAGUUUGAUUAGCCAUGCGGCUGCGGGUGAAAUAUUUCACAAUUCUCACGAUCGGUUGUCUCCUCUCUUUCUCUUUCUGUCUUAAAAUGCUGCCAUGUAAGAAGCAGUUAUCGAUCCGUUGUUGUUGUUCUUGUUCUCGGUUAUUAAAGGCAAACACACUUUUGCGAUUUACAGAAUGAAACUUAUCCUGUGUAUUACUCGCGAUAUAUUAUCUGAUAGUUGCCAAUUUAUUGUGUGAGAAAACUGUGAAAGUUUUGAUUUGACGUUGCUUAUCAAAGUUAGAGGUUUCGUCUCUCAGCAGAACUACGUAUUUACUUUUUGCAAGAUAAUCUGUACAAGUUGAGACAGAAAGUACGUAAUACAUAAUUGUCACCAUGUGUAUCAUGUAAAAUCUCAGAUGGGGCAAGAUGAGACAUCAAUUAAAAGCAUGGCUUAUAA
This is a messenger RNA of Folsomia candida, 2983 nucleotides long. RefSeq lists its product as uncharacterized. The coding region runs from base 1147 to 1815 and encodes 222 amino acids. The transcript has 7 exons. Lineage: Eukaryota; Metazoa; Arthropoda; Collembola; Entomobryomorpha; Isotomidae. The record is from RefSeq and is a predicted model, not a curated record.